This is a messenger RNA of Xyrichtys novacula (pearly razorfish), 5880 nucleotides long. The record is from the annotation of a GenBank genome assembly. NCBI's taxonomy places the organism in Eukaryota, Metazoa, Chordata, Actinopteri, Labriformes, Labridae.
GCCUGCCCUAAUACCCAAACUGCCCUUUUCCCCAUCGCCUUACGCCAAGGGUAGGGGGUGUGCAUAGGCAGAAAUAAAACUCUGCUUAAAACUUUCUUAAGUGAAAGUUCAUACAUUCACUUUUUGUGUCUUUUAACUUUUUUUCCCCACUCGCUUGUUUUAAGCGCCUGUGGCCUUUUAACGACAGCUGAUUUUUCAUCAAAUUUAAGACAACGCAACUUGAUUCAGGGUAAGUUUGCCGAAGCUUCUUCUCUAUUUCAUGUUUACUGUCCGUGUGUGGAAACCUAAACUUUACUUUAGGAUUUAAAAUAUCCAGAAGUAAACGUAUUAUCUGUGGCUUAAAGGAACUAAACAAACACUUGAUAUCCAUGAAACUGAUGUAGGUUGAUGUUAGCAUUAGCGGCUACAGCUAGCGGUUGCGUCGUUUACGUCAGAUUAAUUUGUCAUUUUCCAAACACCUUUCCUUCACACAAGUUCACAGUUUUACCACGAAGGUUUUUGUCUCUAGUUUUAUCCUCUUUUACAUUGACUGUGUCUUAUAAGUUUGUGACUGUCACUCAGAGUUUGAGUGAGCUCUGGUGGUGUGUGUAUGGUAGGGACAUGUCCAGACAUAUCGCAGGUCCUGCCCUGGGCCUGUUCCCAUGGUCUGUAACACCGUAUAAAAAGGCUUUAAACAUGUGAUAGAAGGACCUUUUAAUAAAAGAGGUGUUUUGUGGCCCUUUUAAGUGGAAACACUCCAACAAAAUGUGCCCCUCUUAUGUGCCCCUUGGAGUCCAGUUGAAUCCAGCUCCAGGACAGGUGGUUGGGGAGAGUUGGUCACUUGAUAGUCUACAGAUUUGGAAGCAGUCCUGUGUUCCAGCCACAGCUGAGCACUACAGUUCCCCAAUACAGAACAACGGAUCUGAUUCAAUUGUAUUUCCAUUAAAUUUCCAACUAACUCUGGAGAUCAUGAUUUUUAGUGGUCAACCAUUACAGUUUUUCAAUAGCCACUGUUAAUAUUGAAUGCUGAUAAAGUUGUUUUAUCUUUAACCUUUUAUUCUUGCACUUGAUAAAAUAACACAUUAAUAAUUCUGAGAAAUGGCGAACAAAGCUGCUACACUUGAGUAUUUUAUCAAGUAAAGCACAGGUGUCAAACUCAAGGCCUGGGGGCCAAAUUUGGCCCGUGGAACAAUUAUAAUUGGCCCACAAGAUCAUAUCAUAUUUGUAUUUUUAUUGGUCCACCAGUAUGAAGUCUGCAGAUUUCCUCCAGUAUAAUAAUGUAAACUUUUGCACCAUUAUUUAAAAUGUCAUUAAUAAACAACGAAAAUCUGUGAAAUUAAAGAGUAAGGAAGAUUUGAUAAAUAGUCAAGAAUGUGGGGAAAAAAUAUUUGGUGUUUGAUUUCAUGUUUUGCAGUUCAAGACUAUAAGUCAAACAUGACUGUUUUUUUAUAUCAUGCUUUGAUUUUGUUCAUAUCAGUAUAUAGACUUGUGACACUUAUACUUUGUGAUAUUUUGACCUUUUAAACCCAAUUUUAACGUUCCCCUCAUGUAUUUGCUCUUUUAAAAGCAUUAUUUUUCUGUUUUUAAUAUCAUGCUCUGAUCUUUUGAACUAAUAAAUAAAAAUAGAAUAAAAAAUGUAAACAAAUAUUUUUUUUCUAUCUCAGAUUGCUUUUAAACUUAUCUUUUUAUCUUUUUUGAAUUUCCAAAUGAUUUAUAAUCAUUGCUGUUUUUGGUACAUAUUUUUUGAAAAGGAGGCUGACAGAUUUGGUGAAAUGUUGACCCUGUUUUGCCCUCAGGUUAGACCUAAAUCCAGAUUAUGGCCCUUGCUGUGGUUGAGUUUGACACCCCUGAAGUAAAGGUUGUUUGAAAAAUAUUUGCCUCAGUAAAGUAUUGUCACAGGGACUUUUGGAUUUCUGUGUGGCUUUCUUAAGACAGAAAAAUAAUGUCAUUUAAAUAUUGUGGUUUAACAACGAUCAAAGAAACUCAUUUAUGGAAUUACAUGCAAAUUAAAAUCUGAUAUAGAUGGUUAUCUUAGCUGAUGACAUGUUUUAGGUGGAUUUUUUAUUGAGUUAUUGGAAAAAAACAAAGCUAUAUGUUUCAUGCUAUAGGUUUCAGAACAUGGCUGACUUUUAUGGAAAUUGUUAAACAGGUUAUUUUAUAUAAAUCAGCAUAAUUUUUAAAUUGCUUGCCAGUGACAGUCUUGCAUUUGAUAUGCUGUCAGAAGUAGAGAGGCACCGGUCCAUUUUUUUCCAAUCCAAUCAGAUACCGAUACCUGGGCUAAACAGCUAAUCGGCCGAUAUUCAAUACGAUCCAAUACUACUGUUGAAUGAAUAAACCUCAUACCUUGCUCUGUGAGUGAAAGGAUCAGGCUUGACAUUAGCCUUGUUGAAAGAAAAGGUAACCAAUCAACACAGAUAUAAAUUUACUUAAUAUUAUUUAUUAACAAAUGACAAAUUGCACAUUCGCACACAGCAAAAAGAAGUAAGACUUCCAUGUAAACGUUAAGUGCAAAAGGAUAGACGGACAUAGUGUGACAGAGCUGCAGACAGAGUGAACAGAAUCGCUGUGUAGCUGUGUAUGAUAUUAAUUCAAAGAAAAAAAAGACUAGAUCAGAACGCUGGAUCGGCAUCAUUCAUCAGAUAUCUGAUCCAGUUAAUUUGUCAAUAUCGGAGCCGAUAUCCGAUCCAAAUAUCAGAUUGGUGCAUCCCUAGUCAGAAGAAACGAUAAUGGUGAUAUCAACUUUGUGAGGGCUUAUGAUGCUGAGUCCAAGUGCCGUUAAUCAGCUUGGUUAUUUAGCCAACUGAUUAAUCUGUCUAUCCAUUAACAAAAUAUAGGAAACAGAGUUUAAGAUGAUACUCAGAUACACUACCACUACCUGCUAUUGAAUAACAAAUAUAAAAUACUGUAAUCACCUCUGAUCAUGUCAACAAAAACUAAAAAUGUAGAUUUGUGUGAGUGGAGUUAGUGAUAGAGCUGCUUUAGAUCGCCCAGAUUUUCAUGAUGUUAUGGAAGGGUGAUGUGUUUAUCAAUUCAAAACUUUAAUCAGUUCAGAUUUACAAAGCUAGUCAGACCAAGAUGAUAGUGGAAAAGUAUUGCACCCAACUUGUGAAAAAAAAAAUGUUACUUUUAUGUCUACUGGUUUUGUUCAUCCCUUUUUCCUUCUCCCACAGAUGAUCGACACAGUAACAGAGCCCAGUGCACAAACCUUUGCAGUUCAACUGAAGGCCCUGACAGACCUGGAGGGCAGAUACCAACCUAAGCUGAGUGGCUUGAGGUUUAUCGAGGGUUCCCAGGACAAUGGCCUCAGGAUGACCACCAGACUGAGGGAGUUGGAGGUGAAGGACCUGCUUUCUCUGACACGGUUCUUUGGUUUCAGCUCUGAGACCUUCUCACUAGCCAUCAGCUUGCUGGAUAGAUUCCUCUCCGUGAUGAAGGUUUGUAAAUGCCUAAAAACAUGUCAGCUGUGGAUAACUAUAAAUAGUUACAUUUGUUUUCUAUUUCUGUUUUCUAUUUCAUCUGUUUUCUUUUAUCAACAGAUUCAACCAAAACACCUCUCCUGUGUGGGCCUGUGCUGCUUCUACAUUGCCAUCAAGUCCACAGAAGAGGAGAAGAACGUGCCUCUGGCUAACGACUUGAUCCGCAUCAGUCAGAAUCGCUUCACGGUGUCUGACAUGAUGAGGAUGGAAAAGAUCAUAAUGGAGAAGCUGUACUGGAAGGUGAAGGCCCCAACAGCCCUUCGCUUCCUCCGCCUCUUUCACAGCCACAUCCAGGAGCAGCUCGAUGUUGAGAGGUAAGGACAGACGACCAAAUGCACCUGCAGGGCUGAACCAUUACUCAACAAGAUUAUAUUAACUCUCCUAGAAUGUGGUCUAUGUUUGGCUAUGAAGAAAACAAGAGCCAAAAAUAUUUAAUUUAAACCCAACAGGAAUAUUUUAGGGGACAAUUUAAAUCAUGUUGAAUUUUAAACAUGACAUGUUUUCAGUUUUUUGUUGCAGAUUGAUGUGGAAUUUAGAGAGCUCUGUAUGUAGCUCACAUCUUGACACUAAAAGCAUUUACACUUUACAGCAAGAAGAUCCUGAGCCUUGAGAGACUGGAAGCUCAGCUGAAAGCUUGUCACUGCUCAUUUGUCUUCUCCAAGUUAAAGGUAGGCCUAAAAACUGUCCUGUCAUACUUGUUCAAAAAGAUGGCAUACUUCCAGUUGCCUUUUCUGUUUGGGUUCAUAAUGAUAAAGUUCUCCACCCAUGUGAUUAAAAUUAAAACAGCUGUAAUGUUGAAUUGUAGUAGUUUGCUGUGAAAGUUUCCUCUGUGUUGAGCCUUGUAAAAAAGAAAAAGUUUCUUUGCUGCUUUUCUUGGAUCUGUUUACAGUGUUUGCUCUUUAUGUGAUUAAGAAUUUAAAUGUUGUUUCUCUGCAGCCAUCCCUGCUUGCUGUGGCUCUCCUGUGUUUUGAAGCUGAGGAGCAACAUGACCCUAUGCACAUGAGCAAAAUCCAAGAAGCCCUUAAAAAUUUGCAGCAACAACUGAAUGUAAGCAUAAAAUGUUUUGUUUUUUUUUACAGAGUGAAUGCUGCCAUUUCAACUGGAAAAGCUAAUGAGUAAUGUUUUUAAUUUUAGUAGUUGUCACACGGCUUGUUUUUUUACAGCUCAAAUAUUGCUCAGUGAUUUAUAAUUAUUGGUUAGUGUCAAAGAUAUGAUGCACACACACUGCAAACUGCAGUAAACCAUUUCUUCAUCCUCUGUGCAGGUCAGAGAUGGGGACCUGGUCUGUGUGCAAGAGCUGGUUGGAAAAUGUCUGGCUGAAUAUGCCACCUCCAAGUGCUCCAGGCCCAACACCCAGAGGCUCCGCUGGACUAUUUCUGGAAGAACAGCACGUCAGCUGAAGCACAGCUACUACAAGAUCACUCAUCUUCCUACCAUACCUGAGUCAGCGUGUUAAACCUGAGGCUACCGCCGGGCUGCUUUACAUGCAGAUAAAAAUUACAGCAGUCCCUAAACUCUUAAUUCUGAUUGGAUAUCUUUUAGUAGUUUUCUUGCAGUUUGGUCACCCUUGAAUUCUUCUAGUUAUUUUCCUUACAGAACUUCAUCUAUGAUGAUGGACUUCUUUGAGGAAAAACUCCUUUGUUCAGGUUUUUCUAAGUUUGCGUCAUACUCUAGGUACUCUGGCCGACAAAAAGUACUUUUUCAUCUGCAAGUUGUACCAACUACCAUCCUGCAAAGUUUUACUUCACUGAUUGAGUUGCUUGCGCAAGUGUACAGUAUGUUCUCGUUGAAAUCCGUACCAAGGCGUUUGGUUUUUCCUGGAACGGGUUGCAGGCUUUGAGCUAUUAAGUAUAGAACCACCUAGGUCCUCAGUCCACCAUGUGGAAGAGGAGGGAGAAGGAUUUUGUGAAUAGCAAAAAUGGAACCAAGUAAUCGGGCCCAAAAUCCUUAACUCCCACCCUAGGUUGCUAAGCUGUCCUGAUUGCACACUCCUACCCAAGGUGAUGAUUUUUUUUUUUUAAACUUCGAUAAGGUGAGGGAGCUCCACUUUUCUCUGGUGAAGUGAGGCUAGAGAUGAUUCCGUCUUGUACGAACAACCGGACUGUGUGAGGCUUUAAAGUCCUCUGCAGUUACAGAUGAGAUGUUUUCACAGAUUCUUGAUUUGUGUACACAGAGUGAAGCACCAUGUGUAUGAAUUGAUUUCUGUUGUCAAUUAUGCGAAGAACUCCAGGGAAAAUUGGUCAUUGCAGUGGAAACAUGGGUUAGAAUUUGUUUUGCAUUUUCUUGGCCAAUUUCCCUGUUUAGUCUAAGUUACUUUGAGGGACAAAAAUAAAAUGUGUUCUCAAAUUUAAAAAUGACAAAAUGAAUACACCAUCUGGUUAACCCAUGUACUUGUACCUUUCAAUAAAACUUUAUUGAAAAGCUA